UAGAUCUGUCCACCACCUCUCCUUCCUAACUUUCCUGCUACGCAGCGUGUUUCGCACUUGGAUCUUUCGUCGACCAAUGCUUACUUCGUUUACUCACGUCUCUUCUCUCAGGUGCCAGACUUUCAGCUUAGGAGGCGUCUGUAGUUGUCUGGUGUGCAGCAGUCGGGUUGUCCAGUGUCCAGCGUCUGUUAGGCAAGGCCUCAGCUUCAGCAUUCAAGUGUUCUUACUGCAGUGCUUCCACCAUGCACAAGCACAAUACUGCGGCAAACCGCGCAACUGUGCCUGUGCUUGUUGGCCUCUGUCUCCUCUUCCUCGUUCUUCUGGCCGGCCGUUUCAUAUUCGUUGAUCGUGAAGCCUCCAGUGCCAACGAGCUGAAUCUCGAUCUCUCCUCACCUGGGGCCUCCUCUCCGUCGUCUUCGUUAACCUACAUCCAUAAAAAUGUUCGGCGCCGGGUUGGAACUUUUCAAGGCAUCGAAGCUGCUUUCAAGAAUCUCGGAAUCUUACCAACUGACCUCAUCAAGUUUCCAGGGUCAUGCGCCAACAGCAGCACCAACCGGAUUGGAGGACGCGGCCCAGAAGCAGUGCGGACCCUUGUGCUUGACGAGGUCUUCGACGGAGUUAGCCCAUUCGAGGAUUUUCCGUCUGAAGCCGUCCGUCCACUGCUGAAGAAGCGUAUGCGCCUCCGCGGUUGGGGAUCCAACAAUUCUGUUUUCGAAAGGCUCAUUCGGGAGGUCCGACCCCACUUGGUCAUCGAAGUUGGCUCAUUUCUCGGCGCCUCCGCAAUCCACAUGGCUUCUAAGGCUCAGGAGCUGGGUCUCGAUCCCAUCACAAUCCUAUGCCUCGACGACUUCCGCGGCUGGCCUGGCUUCCGCAGCUCCUUCCGCCAGAUUAAGCACGUCAACGGAGACGCUGUGCUGUUGCAGUAUUUCAUGAAGCAUGUUGUUGAAGCCGGUCAGGAGAAGGUGAUCCUACCGCUGCCGUUCUCCACUGCUCAUUCGCUCAAAGCCCUGUGUGACUGGGGAGUGCAGGCAGACCUGGUGGAGGUAGACGCAGGCCAUGACUUCCACUCUGCUUGGCUGGAUAUUAAUCUUGCGUACCGGUUAUUGAGGCCUGGAGGGGUCAUGUUUGGACACGAUUACUUCAGCAAGGCAGACAACUCUGGGGUUAGGAGGGCGAUCACUCUGUUUGCGACGCUCAGAGGAAUGUGGGUGGAGCCAGAUGGGGAGCACUGGAUUCUCCGGCAUGGACCUGCUGCACCUGGUAUGGGCAACGUAGAGAGUGCCGGCUUUUCUGCGUCUGAGCAAGAUGUAUCCAAGGAGGAAGGCGAAAACGUGAACUAGUUGUUUAUCACAAGUUGUAUGCACUUGAUUCUUCAGGUUUUAGAUGCUGAUUUCCUGUGUAUUUUCCCCACUUCAUUAGGCCGCAUUCU
This is a messenger RNA of Closterium sp. NIES-67, 1429 nucleotides long. NCBI's taxonomy places the organism in Eukaryota, Viridiplantae, Streptophyta, Zygnematophyceae, Desmidiales, Closteriaceae. The record is from the annotation of a GenBank genome assembly.